AUGGAAAAUCAACUGGCUAAAUCCACUGAAGAAAGGACAUUUCAGUACCAAGAUUCCCUUCCAUCACUGCCUGUUCCUUCACUUGAAGAAUCAUUAAAAAAAUACCUUGAAUCAGUAAAGCCAUUUGCAAAUGAGAAAGAAUAUAAAAAUACUGAAGCAAUUGUCCGGAAAUUUCAAAAUGGUAUUGGAGAAAAAUUGCAGCAGAAAUUACUUCAAAGAGCAAAAGGAAAAAGAAACUGGCUGGAAGAGUGGUGGCUGAAUGUUGCCUACCUGGAUGUUCGUAUACCAUCACAACUGAAUGUCAACUUUGGGGGGCCUGCAAGCCAUAUUGAACACUACUGGCCUCCAAAGGAAGGCACACAAUUGGAAAGAGGAAGUAUAAGUCUUUGGCAUAACUUGAACUACUGGCAGCUAAUAAGAAAAGAAAAGUUAGCUGUUGAAAAAAUUGGAAAUACUCCUCUAGAUAUGAAUCAAUUCCGAAUGUUGUUUUCCACCUGCAAGAUUCCAGGAAUUACUAGAGAUUCAGUUAUUAAUUAUUUUAGGACUGAGAGUGAAGGACAUUCCCCAAGUCACCUUGCAGUGUUAUGUCGAGGCCGAGUUUUUGUCUUUGAUGUAAUGCAUGAAGGAUACCUGAUGACUGCGCCAGAGAUUCAGAGGCAAUUGACAUACAUCCAAAAGAAAUGCCACAGUGAACCUGACGGACCUGGGGUAGCAGCAUUAACUACCGAGGAGCGAACUCGAUGGGCUAAGGCACGAGAAUAUUUGAUUAGUCUUAAUCCCGAGAACCUGACUAUGUUAGAAAAAAUUCAGAGCAGUCUACUGGUAUUUUGUUUAGAUGAUGACAGUCCACAUGCUACACCAGAAGAUUAUUCUCAGGUUUCUGCAAAGAUUCUUAGUGGAGAUCCAACAGUACGCUGGGGUGACAAAUCUUAUAACUUGAUUUCCUUUUCUAAUGGAGUAUUUGGCAGUAAUUGUGAUCAUGCUCCUUUUGAUGGAAUGGUUCUGGUAAAAAUCUGCUGUUAUAUUGAUGAGAGCAUUAUUAAGAAUGAAGGAAGAUGGAAGGGCUCAGAAAAAGUACGGGAUAUACCGGUUCCAGAGGAGCUUGUUUUCACUGUGGAUGAAAAAGUAUUAAAUGACAUCGGCCAAGCUAAGGCCCAGUAUUUCAAGCAGGCAUCCGAUCUCCAGCUUGUGGUGUAUGCCUUCACAUCUUUUGGAAAAAAGCUAACCAAGAAGAAGCAGCUUCACCCUGAUACAUUUAUUCAGCUGGCACUUCAGCUGGCCUAUUACAGACUUCACGGACGUCCUGGUUGCUGCUAUGAAACAGCUAUGACAAGAUUAUUUUAUCAUGGCCGUACAGAGACUGUGCGACCGUGUACAGUAGAAGCAGUCAGUUGGUGCCAAUCCAUGCAGAAUCCUUCUACCAGUCUUCUUGAGCGGCAGCACAUGAUGUUAGAAGCUUUUGCAAAACAUAAUAAAAUGAUGAAAGAUUGUUCAACUGGAAAAGGAUUUGACCGUCAUCUUUUAGGCCUCUCACUCAUAGCAAAGGAGGAAGGCCUUCCUGUUCCAGAACUCUUCACAGACCCCCUCUUCUCCAGGAGUGGAGGAGGUGGAAACUUUGUUCUCUCAACGAGUCUGGUUGGGUAUUUUAGAGUCCAGGGAGUGAUGGUUCCCAUGGUGCACAAUGGCUAUGGAUUCUUCUAUCACAUCAGAGAUGACAGGUUUGUUGUGUCCUGUUCAGCCUGGAAAUCAAGUCCAGAGACUGAUGCAGAGAAGCUAGUUCAGCAGGUUUUUCAUGCUUUCCAUGAUAUGAUGCAACUGAUGGAAACGCCUCAUCUCUAG
This is a messenger RNA of Rangifer tarandus platyrhynchus (Svalbard reindeer), 1839 nucleotides long. The record is from the annotation of a GenBank genome assembly. NCBI's taxonomy places the organism in Eukaryota, Metazoa, Chordata, Mammalia, Artiodactyla, Cervidae.